AGUUGUUGUCGCAAAGAUGCCCAUUCCCACCACCAGAAAACUAUGCGCUCUCAGCUCCUUUUUCCGUUCGAAUUUAGGCCGCAAACCCAAAAUCGAAGCAUCUUGCAUUUUAAGAGGAUUCUUUUUAAGGAAAAUGGUAAAGAAGAAAAAGGGAAAAGAAUACCAAAGAUACCAUGUAUACCAGACCCUCCUACUGGGGAUAUUCCACCUAAACGAAAGGAGGUAUUUCGUGUGAGGAAACAAGAAUGGAUGUCUAAAUACACUAACGAGGACCAAUCUGCCAAGUUACUUGGUAAGUGUGCAAAAAGACUAGGAUCAAAAGCUAUUGUUGAGGUGUUUGGCCAUCUGGGUAGGGAAACAGAUCUCAAAGAAGGCUAGCUAGGGAAGGUGAUGAUGAGAAUAUUGCUAUAGAAGAAUUGAGUAAGGCUUUUCAGCUUCUCAAAAUAGUGAGGGAAUAUUGUUUUCACUAGGAGAGCUAACAUAUCACCCACUUCUUCAGUAUUUAAUUGAUAUGGGUAUGGUUUGACAAUUUCAACUUUUCUCUGAUGUUAGUAUGAAAUGAUGCUAGUUGGCUGUAUGGAGAGUAGAGUAUUAGUACUUCUUUUUAAUUCUGAUUUGUUUCUUAUGUUCUUAUUUUACUAUCGUAUCCGAGCACC
This is a messenger RNA of Lotus japonicus, 656 nucleotides long. RefSeq lists its product as uncharacterized. The coding region runs from base 43 to 378 and encodes 111 amino acids. The transcript is spliced from 2 exons. Lineage: Eukaryota; Viridiplantae; Streptophyta; Magnoliopsida; Fabales; Fabaceae. The record is from RefSeq and is a predicted model, not a curated record.